Acyrthosiphon pisum (pea aphid) is the source of this 5186-nucleotide messenger RNA. RefSeq names its product E3 ubiquitin-protein ligase listerin (gene Ltn1). Gene Ontology annotation, cellular component: RQC complex; cytosol. The record is from RefSeq and is a predicted model, not a curated record. Gene Ontology annotation, molecular function: zinc ion binding; ubiquitin protein ligase activity; ribosomal large subunit binding. Gene Ontology annotation, biological process: rescue of stalled cytosolic ribosome; ribosome-associated ubiquitin-dependent protein catabolic process. The coding region runs from base 245 to 5113 and encodes 1622 amino acids. The transcript is spliced from 20 exons. NCBI's taxonomy places the organism in Eukaryota, Metazoa, Arthropoda, Insecta, Hemiptera, Aphididae.
ACUGAUUCGAUAUUAUUAAUGUUAAUGUUAAAAUAUGUUAAUCUGUUAAUUGUAAACAAAUCUAUAGGAGUUGUAAGCAUUUUUUCACAUAAAGUUUUUCAAUAAAAUAUACAUAUGUUUAGAACUGAACCAGACAAGUAUUUAUUGUUUGCAUGAUACCAUGAUAGUAAAUUUGUCAAUGUUAUAGUGUUGAUACCAAUUUUUUUAAUUAAAACAUUUUAAAUUUUAACAUUUUUAUUUUACAAUGGGGAAAAAGCAAGUUGCUCAGAGGGUCAAAAAUAAUUACAAACCAUCAAGCAGUGCAAGAGCUCAGUUAUUGUUGAGUACUACUGAUACGUAUGGGGUGAUUCCGGAUAAACUUAAAUUUCCCUUUGCUGACAUUUUGGAUUGCAAUGUCAGUCCGGAUUUUCAAGUGGUUUUGAAAAAAAUGAACAAAAAAGAUUCUACCACUAAACUCAAAGCCUUAAAAGAAUUUUCUACGUUGUGUGAUUCUAAAGAUGAAGAUACUGUCAGAGAAGUUUCCGCACCAUGGAUCGCUCAAUAUGUAAAUUUAUGUAAGGAUAAUGAACCACGCAUACGCGAAGGUACCCAGAAAGCUCUGCGAUCCUACUUAAACCGUGUACAACGAAAUGUAGCACCAUUUUUAAAGAGGUUUUUUGCCCAUUGGUUUGUGGCUCAGUAUGACACUCAUCCACCAACUGCAUCUGUUGCAUCAUCCACAUUCGAGAAUACUUUCCCUCCAAAUAAAAGAGUUGAAGUAAUUGUAUUUUGUCAAAAAGAAAUAUUUAAUUAUUUAAUUGAGAACAUAACCAAUCCAUCAUUAUUAAACACUAAAGUCGAUUCAGAUGAAAUAAGAGAAAUGCAAAUUAGAACAGCUACUAGUUGUUUGUAUGCAACAGCAACAUUUUUGAAUUCGCUUCCUGCUGAACAUAUUGAAAAUAUUGAAAGUGAUUUGAAAUCAUUGUUGCUUUCUAACUCUACCUACUGGAAGUUAAAUAAACACCCAACACCAAGUGUUCGACAAGCUUGGUAUACUUUAUUGCAUUCUAUAUUAUUUAAAUUGCAACAAUUUUUAGAAGGCGAAUGUAAAAAGGUGGCUUUUGCUGUGUUCGAUAAUAUUGAUGAAGAUAAUGUCACCGUAUCAAAUAUCAUUUGGAAAAGCAUUUUAAUUGUCUUAUCAAAACCUGAGUUAAACUACUUUUGGUCACAAUCAAAUGCUGAAAAAAUUUUUCUUCCUAAACUAUGGAAACUUUUAUCUUGCUCAAAAGGAUGCAUUUCGUCUGCAUAUGAAAAUUUAUUAGGACUAUGUAAAAAUAGUCCAGUCAUGAAUACUAUAACAGCCACUGAAUUUUAUUUGAAGUGUAUUACUUCAAUUAUACAAGGGUUAGAAAAAAUGUCUAACCGCUUUGACCGUACAAAUUUUGUUUCUGGUAUUGAAACUCUUUUUGAUUUUGUAACAUACAUUUUGAAAAAUAAUAACGAAGAUGAAUUGUUUAGUAACACAGUAAUAUCUGAAGUUUUAACUUUGGUUAAGUUUAGUCUUACUGGAAAAUUAGCAAAAACUAUGACACCGCCAGUUAUAUCUCAUUUGGCAGUAUUUCUAGAAUUUUUGACUAAUAACAAUAGAUUACACAAUUUAAAAACCGCAAUAUGGAAUAAUUUAAAUACUCUUUUGAUUGGAAGUGGUCUUGAUGAAGAAAUUAUUUUUGACAACAUACUAAGUAAUCUGCAAGUACAUUUAAUUGUGUUGAAUCAUUUAAGAAAUCCAGUAGUUAAGAAAAAAAAAAAUUUGAGAGUUACAUUUGAAGAAUCUGGAGAAGUGUUUCUCCCUUCAAAAACGUUAUUGAAUGAUGACUAUCAAAAUGAUUUGGGAAAUUUUGUUAAUGUGGUUUUACAGUUCUAUUUAGAUAGAACUUCCUAUCCAGAAGUUGGACAUAUGUAUGCCAACCAUGUUUGUCAAGUAAUACUAGCAUUUAAAAAUUAUGGCGUUGAUCAAAAAUUAUCCCAAACAUUAACUGGCACAAACGACAAUACAUCAUCAUCGUUCAGGUUGUAUGAAAGAUAUGUCAAAACGUGGAUUAAUGAUGAUAAAGUUUUGACUUAUAACUCAAUAUCAGUAAUUGUUGGGUUAUUGGAAACCAUUGAUAAUGAGAAUGAACGAAUUAGUAUGAUUGAUGAUUUAAAUUUGUUUGGAUCAGAUGUUGUGCUGAAAGAAAUAAUGAAGUACAUUAGUGAAGGAAAUACUUUACCCAUGGUGAUUUGUGAUUGGUUGGAGGCAAUUCCGAUGCAAGAUGAGUUUAAAAAAUUCAUAUCCUCCGAUGUAGACCUAAAUAAAUCUAAUCUCCUUACAAAUUGCUUAAAACUUAAAGAUAAUACUGUUUGUGAGAAAUGGACAAAAGUACUUUUGGAAACUGUACAUACUAACCCUACCUCUCCGUUAGUUAUAAUGUUAAGACAAAUAUUUGAAAAAAAUUUAAAUGACCAGUCAUUUGUCAAUUCCCACCUUGAUCUCAUUUUCAACACAAUGGAAUGCUUAAUCCGUACAUAUUUGGAAAAAUCACAGGACGGUGAAUGUAGAGACCAAGAAGAGCUCAGUCUAACUUGGAAACUCUUGUUGAAUAAUAUGAUAGAUGCACACGACAAUGAAGUUAUGAAGAGGUGUAGUUUGGUUGUUACAAAUUACUUACAAACUAUGAGUGUUGAUAUAGAACAUGUAGAAAAUACAGUAGAUCAAUUUAUUGAAGAUUUCUUAUCAUGUACUAAACAAAAUACGUUGCCAAUUAAAUUUUUGUACGAGUUGAUAAAAUGUGCAAAUAGUGUUGAUCACUCCAAAGCAAUUAAAUGUUGCGAAUUGGCAUUGUAUAUUAAAGGAUCAUUAUUUUACACCGGAAAUGUUGGGAAUUACAUAGAUACAAGCGAUGAGUGCUUUGGAACUGUGUAUGCAUUAUAUUCUCACAUGUAUGUUUUCACGAAACAGAUUUUAAAAUUUUUCAAUGAGUCUGAACUACCUAAUCAUUUGGACAGUGUUGAUGAAGAAUUCGUCAAUAUUAUGGCUGAUAUAGUUUGCAACGUAAAUGUGGUUGCACACCUACAAAAAUAUUUUUCAAACAGAAAAUAUUGUUGUAAAAUCAAGAGUACUAUUUUUGAGGAUACUAAAACUAGUGUUGGUGUACUCAUUCAAUCACAACCAAAAAAUGUUGCUCAUGCCAUCAUAAAUAAAAUUAUUGAAAAAACAAUUAAUGAAGGUCCAUAUUGGUGUAAGUCGUUGGAAUUUGUAUUGGAUAUGUUGUCAUUGCCAAAUGAAGAAUUGAUUAAUCUGUAUAAUUCUGCAAUGUCAAAACAUAGUGACAGUCCAAAUUGUAUACACAUUAUUCAGGUUUUUGUGAAUUUUUGCGGCAUGAGCAACUUGGAGUAUGAUCAUCUUUCAUUGGCAGAUACAAGAUGUGUUUGGAAUGUGCACUUCAGAAAGACGACCAACAGUGAUACGGUUUCUCAGAUACAGAAGGUGUUAGACUCUGAAGAAAAAUUGCUCACUAGUGACUCUGAGUGUUUGAAGGACGAAAAGACAAUGAUAGAAACUAUACGUAAUAUUGAGUUUUUAAACUUGAUCUUUCUCUAUACAGAUGAUGCGUCAAUCAUAUUAAAAUACAGCAAAACAAUAUUCAGUCGUUUAGAAUCGGUAAUGUUGACCCUAAGCAAUGUAGUAGAUUUUGACUGCAAAACAUAUUUGCCCAUUGGGAUUGCUACUGCCUUGGUCGGUUCUUUAUUUGUAAAACUGAUGAAAUUUUAUCAUGAAGAAAUUUAUAAACAUGUACCGGAAAGCAACGAAAACCUGAUAGUAUUCAGAUCAGACACAAAAGUUGUACGCGAUUGCUUGGUGAAGAUUUGGGUUGAGUUGUCAAAGAAUUGUAAUAGUUGUAUUCAUGAACUUGUAUUAGAAGCUCUGAGCAAUUCUAUGAAUUAUUUAGAAUUUGAGGAAAUAGAUCAAAAAUAUUGGUUUAGCCUUUGUUCGAACUUGAUUAAUUCCGACUGUUACCCGAUCGAAAUCACUGCAUACAAUAUUUUAGACAGAUUAUGUGGGGUUCGCAAAGUUGACGUGGACACUGACUUUGAAUCAGAUCAAGUACCAUUUGAACUUUCCACGCUUCCUUUGCAAAAACUUCAAGACCUGAUCUGUACAAUGUUAACGGAAAUCAAAAUCGGAAGUACAUUUGAACCUAAAACUUUCUCUGAGGAUUUAAAAAAUACUCGAGUUUAUUUGUUGUUAUGGAAUGUUAUAUUUAAAUUAUGUUCGAAACUUGAGUCUCAAGAACGAUAUAAGUACAUUUCUCAUUUGAACAAUAACAAUUCUAUUUCGUUUUUGAUGGAGAAUUUGUUGAAGUUGAUGCCACAUUCUAUAAUUAAGACAUAUGCCAAUAACGACGUCAAUCCAAUUAUCAAAGAGUUGUUCAACUUAAGACCCAGCUGUUCACCAACAGACUAUUGGAACAACAAAAAACUCUGGCAUAUGGUGUGCUGGACAUAUUACAAUCUAUUACACACAUUGCCGGCAGUUGUACGCAAAUGGUGGGUGGACAGCGAACAUAAAGUGUCAACUUUGGUCGACAAACUAACAACCAAAUACGUAUCACAGAGUUUAAUUAUUCAAGAGUUCCAAGAUAUCAAGCAAGCGAAAAAAAUUGACAACAUAGUGGUGAACUUGUAUGAAAACCGCGGUAUACUCGUUGUUUCAUACAUGAUUGAAGAAACGGCCGUGGACAUCACCAUACAGAUGGCCAGUAAUCAUCCUUUGGGAUUGAUUAAAGUCAGCAGCGAUAAGAGCAUGAUCAACAUGUCUCAGUGGAAGGGAUGGUUGAAACAGUUGGCGCUGUUCUUUUCACAUCAGAACGGCUCAAUCAUUGACGGUAUAUCUUUGUGGCAACUGAAUAUCACAAAGAAGUUUGAUGGUGUCGAAGAGUGUUACAUAUGUUAUUCUAUACUUCACAACUCUAACUAUCAAUUACCCAAGUCUGCCUGUCGUACGUGUCACAAGAAAUUCCACAGCUCAUGUUUAUAUAAAUGGUUUGUUACAAGCAACAAAUCCACGUGUCCUAUUUGCCGUAAUCUUUUUUAAGUGUAGACACUUAUUGGUUUGAUUGUUAUCGAUGAUUAUUGAAAAAAAAUAAAAACAUGUUUUUUAAAAAAAA